GGAAUAUAAGCCAAGGAAUCGAUGAGGGAAAUACUCAAUUUGUAUCCGGAUCAAGGCGUAAUUGAUCUGAUCGAUAGAGUAUAUUUCCGGGCUGUAUCGUCAUGACGUGUUCCGUACCAGCGCCGGGGCUGGUGCUUGGCGCUGUGCCGUGCUUUUAGCCUUUUUGCGCGGUGUAUUUGCGGUGUAUUGUAUUGCUUGCUGUAUUAUUGGCGAUAGAUCUGUUCUGUCUCUCUCUCUCUCUCUCUCUCUCUCUGCUGUCGAUUUCUUUGAUUUCUUCAUUUUCAAUUUCUCAAUUAUCAUCUUCAUAUUCUCUCUCUCUCUCUUUCUUCCUUCAACCUUCAACUUCGUCGUCUGCUCGUCGUCGUCAGUUGUUGGAUGAUGCAUGGCCCAUAACUCUAUCCCUGCUGGUUGAUAUCAACCUCCUCUUCCUCCUCCUCCUCCUCCUCCUCCCUCCCCCUUGUCUGCGCCUUACGCUGUCUUCCUUCCCAAACCCUGUUGUUUCCCCUCUCUUCUCCCCACAAACCAUCACCAUCCAUCCAUCAUCAUCCAUCCAUCAUCAUCCAUCAUCCAUCAAUCUCUCUCUCUCAAUCUCAAUCUCUCUCUCUCAAUUACCACUCUCUUAUUCCCGCACUCGUUCUCGUCCAAUUCGCUCGUCUCGACUUUGCCGCCCGGGUAGGCGCUGUGGUGGUUCGCCGUCUUCAGCUGCUCCAACAGCAAGCCACAUCCCCGCUAGUGCAGAUCUCGCCUUUCCCACAACCCGAUUUCAGUCUCUCUCUCUCUCUCUCUCUCUCUCUCUCUGCCUUCUUCUCUCCCCCAACCCAACUCCAACUCCAAACUCCAACUCAACUGCUAUCCGAUAUCCCCCUCCAGCAUCGCCCUAUCCACCGUUUUUCACGCGUCAAAUCCCCAUCCCUCUGCCGUUUUGUCUUUGUUGGCCCUGCCGUCGCCCUUUUCGCGAUGGCUUCGACGCGUCAACCGCCGCCUUUGCGCAUCUACCAGGACUCCGGCCCUCUUCCCCAUCCCCAUCCCCAUCCCCAUCCCCAUCCCCAUCCUCAGCCUCAUCAUCCCCAUCAACAUCCCCAUCCCCAUCCUCAUCCCAUUACUACCCCGUCCAUGACUCAGCCUCCCAACACUCAAUCUGCAUCUUCGAAUCUUCCUCAUCAACCGAACCGCCUGCAGCCCUCUCCCAUGCCGCUGCAGCCCAUGAGAAACGCAUCCAUUAACAAGAAUCUUGCUCUUACUCCCACUACGAAUGGCCAAUCCAACGUCUCCCCCGUGAAACCCCAACGGCGUCCCAGCAUGUCUGCUCCGGGCGCCAACCACCACAACCACCACCACCACCAUCGCGACAAACUGAGCUUUGUUCCGAUUUCUGCACCUCAUCCUGUCGCUUUCACUACAGAUUCGCCAACUAAGCAUUCCCGGGCCAACGGUUCGACUUAUUCCCAGAGCGCUCCUCCCCCAAUUGCCCAGCAUGCUCUCUUUACCACUUUUUCCAGCAUUCCAACAACGGACCACUCCCAUGGAUCCAGGGCGCAUUCCAUCAGCGCACAGCACGAAAAGAAAUUAUCCAACACCCCGGCUUUCCACCAACGUCCAUCUGCCUAUGCAGGUCCCACCCCAGCUAAACGAACGUUAAUGGAACCCGCACCGCUGUCGAAAGACCGCCCGUCAAAGAAACCCAAGCGCGAAGAACUAUCAUUCGUUCAAUUACCUGAUCCCAGGGACAUGCCUCGAAUCGAGGAUGAUGGCGCAAAGCCUCCUUAUAGCUAUGCCAUCCUUAUCGGAAUGGCUAUUCUUCGCGCCCCAAAUCGGCGUCUGACUCUUGCCCAGAUCUACAAGUGGAUCUCAGAUACUUUUGCCUUCUACCGUGCUGGCGACUCGGGCUGGCAGAACAGCAUUCGUCAUAAUCUGAGCUUGAACAAGGCCUUCAUCAAACAGGAACGCCCAAAGGAUGACCCUGGGAAAGGAAAUUAUUGGGCUAUUGAGCCUGGCAUGGAAGCCCAAUUUUUAAGGGAUAAGCCCGCGCGCCGAAACCUGGUCGCGGCGCUUUCUCAGCCCACCCCACGCCCAGAGCCGCGCAUUGAAUUGCAACCUCGCCUCUAUCCUACGCCCAUUGCUGCUAACCGCGCAACUACUACCACUACAGCCACUCCUGAUGCUAUCAAUAUCACCGCUGCUAAUACUACUAAUACUACUACUACUACUACUACCACCACCACCACUACCAACAACUCUACCAACACUUCGGCUCCUGCCUCCAACCAUUCUGCAACCGCAACUAUCACUAAUUCAUCUUACAUGCUACCUCCCACCGGUCAACCAUCCAACAGGGCUGUUAAUAUAGACCUGUCUUCCGAUGCGACUUUACCUGCCUCUGACCCUGCGCUCCAGGAGGACAGUGGGGAUGAAGUUGAACGCCUUGCCAUGCACCAUUCAACCCGAUUACCACUCUCUUCCCCUCCACCAAUCCAUUCUUCCCCUCCCAUCGCGCCUUCUGUCUUUCAUCGUCAGGCAACCCCUCCAACUCCAUCCCGUCCACUGACAGGUUCGGCUGCUAUUCCACGUUCAAGAAAACGCAGCUCUGCCGCGAUGAAUGAUUCUGGUUAUUAUUCCUCGCUCGAAUCUUCUGCCAUGCGACCACACAAGGCUGGCCACAUCUUAACCUCAGAUUUAGAUAUCGAACCUCCCCGUAUUAAGCGAGGUCGUGCCGAGGAGGAAAUUGCGCGCAUCCGCAGCUCUUCGCAUGACAUUAGCCCGUUACGUAAGGACACAACUCAGUUGAUUGGAUCUUCACCUCUCCGACAUGGAUAUAACAACAUGCUUCCUCCCCCUAUUACCCCCGCGAUUAAAUUCAAGAAACCAACCAAACCCCCGCCUUCUCUCUCUCCAAACACAAACCUACAAAACCACCGCAAGAAAAUCCAACAAAUGGUGAAUUCUCCAAUCAAGCAGUACGGCCUGACAGAUGACAUUCUACCCUGGAGCCCGGCCUUUAACAUCCAGGAUGACGCCUUCCUCUCAAAUGACAAUCUCAACAUCCCGUUUGACAUAUUUGCUGAGCAGUUCCCGACCACAAUUUCCACACCUUCCCAUGGCUCCCCAGAAAAACGCUCAGCGAGACGUCCACGUUUUGAUCGAAGCAGCAACAUGCUCGCAGAUAUCACUGACCUCCAUGGCAAUAAUCGACUGAAUACCCCCACGCUCAAGUCAUCCAAAGUGAGGGGACUAAAGUACCACGAGUCACCAUCUAAGAAACCAAAUACUCCCCAGUUCAACGAUGUCUCCCAGGAUGACCUGUUCUCAUUCAACCUCUUUAGUGAGGAUACGGCAGAGGUUGACGGAAUCGAUCUCUUGCAAGGAUUUGAGAAAAUCGGCCAGUCAGGCAAGGAUGACUAUUCUCCCAAGCAACUUCUUCAGAAUCGGUCAUAUUUUGGAUCCAGGAGCAUCAAUAACAAUAACCCGCGAUUCUAAAAUAAAACACGACCGUUUCUGCGAGAAAUCAACUUGUAGGAUUCCGCUUUUGAAACGAAAUUCUUCUCCGCGUUUGGAUGGAGUAUUGGAAUCAAUUCUCAUCAUCGCUUUUUUGACUGUUUCGCCCUCUUGGUUUUUUGUUAUACCUCUCCAUUUUGGUAUUUUGCUUCCUUUUCCCACCGCUCGGUUUGGGUUCUUGGAGACAAACCGCCAUAAUUAAAUUUUUCUACUGCAUCCCUUUUUUGUUUUUUUUUUUUUUUUUUUUUUUUUUUUUUGUUUUUGGAUUCCAUGACCACAUCAAAUAUGGUGCUUGGGUAUGGCUUCCGUUAUUUAUCUUCUUCGACAGCUACGGCUACAGUUUCUCAUGAGUUUGUUUCUGGGCGGUCUCUUAGUUUCUUCCUGCAAGCGUGUUUGUUUCGUGUUAUCUGCAUCGUCCCUUGGCAUUUUUUCAUUUUUUUUUCCCAAUUCGUACGGUUUACCUUUUUGCGGCUCUUAUUUUUUUUUUCCCCGCCAUUCUUCUCUGCUCUAAUGUCUGUGCAUAUCCAUUUCAGGCGGGUGUUCAUGUUUAAUCUUUUAUGUGGCUAAUCUCUCUUCUUUUUUUUCCCUGAUAAUAUCUUUUACUGCUCUUGGUGUUUUGAGUGUUUAUUUUAACUCUCUGUGUUUCUGGGUUUUCCCUUCCUACCCUGUCGUUUUAUCUGUUUUCUUUUUCUUCUCAUUCGUUCGUCUUUUUGCUGGUCAGGUACAGCCGGUUUCGCGAAGGGAAAGGAUAACAGGAACGGGAACUGGAAAGGGAUAGAUAGGGUAAGGAAGGCACCCAAAAAAAUGGAUGGGAACGAGGCGUGCGUGGGGUUUUACUUUCUAUUUUUUUGUUGUGUUUUAUUAUGGGACGGUGACGACAACACGACGCUCAUGAUACUAUGAUAUGUAUGUUUUUUUGUCUUUUUUUUUUUUUUUUUUUUUUUUUUGUUUUUAAUUAAUGUAUGUAUGCAUGUGCACAACGGGCUUAUGGGAUUAUGACUGAUGGGCUUGCGAGGGCUUUUUUUGUUUUGUCUUUUUUUUCAUUUUCAGUUUAUACACUUGCAUACAACAGGACGCUUUAAACAGUUUUAUGAACUUUGCUUCUUUUCUUGCUUUCAAUUUUUCCUCCGUUUUUUAUUUACUUUUUCCUCGGUAGAGGUGGAUGGAUGGAUGUUAGAUACAGUGGUUAGAUCGUAUCAUACUUAUUACAUAUCUUAUAGUUAUUCUAAAUUCUUUCAUUUAUGUUAGUUACUUCACGGUGUUUCUGCUCUCGUUUUUGAUUAUGUAUUAUUCGUGGGUAUAAUAUAGUAUGAUCUCUUCAUACAUAACCUUUCACAUUGACAUUUCACAUUGACAUGGUCAUAUCUAUCCUAAGCUGAGUGUGGAUAGAGUAUGUAGCUUCUUAA
Blastomyces dermatitidis ER-3 is the source of this 4898-nucleotide messenger RNA. RefSeq names its product forkhead transcription factor HCM1. Gene Ontology annotation, molecular function: DNA-binding transcription factor activity, RNA polymerase II-specific; RNA polymerase II cis-regulatory region sequence-specific DNA binding. The coding region runs from base 958 to 3474 and encodes 838 amino acids. NCBI's taxonomy places the organism in Eukaryota, Fungi, Ascomycota, Eurotiomycetes, Onygenales, Ajellomycetaceae. The transcript has a single exon. Gene Ontology annotation, biological process: regulation of transcription by RNA polymerase II. The record is from RefSeq and is a predicted model, not a curated record.